AUGUAUGGAUUUCCAGAUUUUGUACAUGUACCAACUAAAAAAGCUCAUUACGAUGCUUGGAGCAGUACUACCGGUAGCAGUAGCGGAUGUAGCAGUAGCUGUAGUCCAGAUCAUCUUGAAGAACUUCAUGUGGAUAUUCCUAAUUCGUCAACAGCAUCGGUCGCUUCAACAAGUACACCUUCACAUUCGUCGCCUGAAAAUGUUGCAAAUGCUCGUGCUCCGGUACCGACAUUUACAGAUCUAAAGCCAAUAUCACCAAAAGACAACACUUCUACCCUGUCCAAUGCUCUGGCACAAGCUUCUGAAGUCCUGGCCAAUACUGGACCAGGAUCAGAAUUGCUUAACUUUGCUUCAACUCCACCUCAACCUUACCAGCCCGUAACUACACCAACCGGGGAUACAAUAGUGGUCCCACUUGCUCCAAAGCCGAUCUAUCCAAAUUCGAACAUUCCUGCGGCUGUUCAAAGUAGCAGCCAUCCAAGGAUCACCAAUGAUGCUCGAUUUUCGAGCUACGCCGAAUUUGAUGAAGCCUUUGAGGCGUGGAAACGCGAACGCCUUCAUCCGUUCCGUGUCGCUUCGUCAGAAACUCUUCGCGAACCUGACGGCACCAUUAAUCAUCGUUUCAAGUACCGCUACGUCGUCUUUCAUUGUGCACACUAUGGCGAGCCCAGAAUGCGAGGUAAGCUCUAACC
Molecule: messenger RNA, 692 nt
Organism: Cylicostephanus goldi
Lineage: Eukaryota; Metazoa; Nematoda; Chromadorea; Rhabditida; Strongylidae
Source: the annotation of a GenBank genome assembly